Molecule: messenger RNA, 2131 nt
Organism: Aphanomyces astaci
Lineage: Eukaryota; Oomycota; Saprolegniomycetes; Saprolegniales; Verrucalvaceae
Exons: 20
Coding region: 92-2041 (649 amino acids)
Biological process (GO): intraciliary transport
Cellular component (GO): intraciliary transport particle B; axonemal microtubule
Molecular function (GO): protein binding; intraciliary transport particle B binding
Source: RefSeq, a predicted model, not a curated record
GAGUAGUUAGUAUACACGACUGUUCACCAAGUUCCAAUAUCUUUCGACACCACGGCCGACACGACCAACCACUUGACGAGCCCAAGGACAGAUGUACCAGCAAGCAAAAGAAGGUGGAAGCUACACGUCGACGGUGUAUGGCCACAUCCGCGAUCAAAAGUAUGACGAAGCGGUGCGUAUCUUACAGAUCGAGCUGCAGAACCACCCGUGCAGUCGCGCAGCGUUGUCGCUCUUGGGGUACUGCUUCUACCACAUGCAAAGCUUCCACAACGCCGUGUCCAUGUACGAGCAGCUAUGCAAGUUGUUUCCCGACAUCGAAGACUACCAUUUGUACUACGCCCAAGCGCUAUACAAGGCAGGUCAGUACGACGCCGCGUCUCGAAAGGCCAGUCAGCUCGAGAGCGAACAGUACAGCCACCGCGUGGCGCUCCUUCGGGCGGCAGUCUACUACGAGCAAAACGACAUCAAAGCCACGCAGUCGAUCCUCGACCAGUGCCUUCGCGACGAUCCUACCACGAUUGUCUUUGACGGCGCCAUCGACUUUAAGGAAGGCCGGUUCGAAGAGGCAAAGAAGAAGUUUGGAGAUGCCAUGAACGUCCUCGGGUACCAGUCGGACUUGUGCUACAACAUUGCGCUGUGCUUUUUUCGGCUCAAACAAUACGGCAACGCCAUGCGCCAGAUCGCUGAAAUCAUUGAAAAGGGCGUCCGGGACCAUCCCGAGCUAAGCGUGGGCAGCAAAAGCGAGAGCAACUCGGACGUCAAGAGCGUGCGCAACUCGACCGUCCUGCGGGAAACCGCCCUCGUUGAAGCGUUCAACUUGAAGGCGGCGAUCGAAUACGACAUGAAAAACUUCAAAGGUUCGCGCGAUGCCCUCCUGGACAUGCCGCCUCGCGCCGAAGAAGAGCUUGACUCGGUGUCGCUGCACAACUUUGGCCUGAUGAACAUGGACGUGGACCCGAACAGCGGGUUUAAAAAGCUCAACUUUUUGCUGCAAAACCCACCGUUCCCCGUCGAAACGUUUUCGAAUCUGCUGAUUCUGUACAUGAAGCACGGAUUCCACGACCUCAUGGCGGACGUCCUAGCCGAAAACACGCACUUGACGUUUCAGUUGCUGUCCAAGGACUUUUUCGAGUUUGUCGAUGCCAGUGUCACGCUGCAAACGUCCCCCGAGGAAGCGUAUCGCAAGUACGACGACCUCGCCACCAAGCACGUGGACGUCCUGCGUAAACUCACGCAGAAGAUCCAGGCGGCGCGUAUUGCCCAAUCGAAUGACGAGAUUAAACUCUCGCUCAAGGCGUACGACGACGCGCUCGAAGACUUUAUGCCGGUGCUUAUGGCACAGGCCAAUAUUUAUUGGGAGAGAGCCAACUACGCCCAAGUCGAAAAGAUAUUUCGACAGACGGCCGAGUUUUGCUCCGAGCACGAAAGCUGGAAGCUCAACGUGGCGCACGUGUUCUUCCUUCAAGGCAACAAGUACGAACAGGCGAUUCAGUACUACGAACCGUUUGUUAAGAAGCACCAAGAGAAUUUACUCGAAGUGCAAGCUAUCAUUUUGGCCAAUUUGUGCGUAUGUUAUGUCAUGAACACGGACAACGAAAAGGCCGAAGAGCUAUUGCGGUCGAUUGAGCGCGAAGAAGAGGAGGAGGCGACGCGGGACCCGGACAAGCGCUUGUUUCAUCUGUGCAUUGUCAACCUUGUGAUUGGCACGCUGUACUGCUCCAAGAACAACUACGACUUUGGCAUUUGCCGCGUCAUGAAGAGCAUGGAGCCGUAUCAUCGCAAGCUAGGCACGGACACGUGGUACUACGCCAAGAGAUGUUUUCUCGGCCUAGCGUUGACGUUGGCCAAGCACAUGACCACUAUUCGAGACUCGACCAUGGCCGACAUUCUCGAUUUCCUCGAUGCGGCCGACACGCACGGCAAAGACAUCCCCACGACCACGGGGAUGGAAGCGACGGCCGGCAACAACGAACUGCCGCCGCAUACAGUCAGCUACGAAGCGCGCGUGAUCAAGCGCAUGUUUCUCAAGUUGCGCGGUUAAAUUCGUGUCAUGACAGUAGAAACGUCCUCCUUCGUGGUCGACUGCAUACUGUACAUAAGAUGAUAUUCAUGUACAUCAAUUCCAUUGCAA